This is a messenger RNA of Dujonia railenensis, 1467 nucleotides long. Lineage: Eukaryota; Fungi; Ascomycota; Pichiomycetes; Serinales; Debaryomycetaceae. The record is from the annotation of a GenBank genome assembly.
AUGUCUAAGGAUACCAAGGACGGCCUUGAUGCCGCUGAUUUGUUAUCAUCAUUGAACAUCAACAAGCCACAAACAGAGAAAAAAGACGUUGAACCAACGAAGGAAGAGACUGUAGAAGUUAAAGAAGAUACUAAGGAAGAAACCAAAGAGGUACCCGUCAAGGAAGCCAGCAAUGAAUCCGCAAAGGAAGAUGAGGAAAAGCCAGACACCAACCUUAUUAAGUCCACAUAUGAAGUCAAGGUCAAAUUGGCCGAUUUACAGGCAGAUCCAAACUCUCCUCUCUACUCAGUCAAGUCGUUCGAAGAGUUAGGGUUGAGCGCUGAGCUUUUGAAAGGGUUGUACGCCAUGAAGUUCAAUAAGCCUUCUAAAAUUCAAGAAAAGGCAUUGCCGCUCUUGAUAUCUAGUCCUCCUAAGAAUAUGAUCGGCCAGUCUCAAUCUGGUACCGGUAAGACUGCGGCCUUUUCGUUGACCAUGCUUUCCAGGGUUGACGAAAACUUGCCUCAAACUCAGUGCAUCUGUUUGUCUCCAGCCAGAGAAUUGGCAAGACAGACGUUAGAAGUCAUCUCUACUAUGGGUAAAUUUACUAAGAUCAGUACCCAGUUGGUGGUCCCUGAGUCCAUCCCUAAGGGCCAGCUGACAAGCGCACACAUCGUGGUGGGUACACCAGGUUCCGUUCUUGAAAUGAUCAGAAGAAAGCUCCUCAAUGUCAGCCAGGUCAAGGUAUUCGUGUUGGAUGAAGCUGAUAAUAUGUUAGAAGCUCAAAGUUUGGCAGACCAGUGUGUUCGUGUCAAGAAAACGCUUCCGAAGACCACCCAAUUGGUGUUGUUCUCUGCCACAUUCCCAACUGAAGUGAGAGCGUACGCCGAGAAGUUUGUGCCCAACGCCAAUUCCUUAGAAUUGAAGCAAGAAGAAUUGAACGUGGAUGGUAUAAAGCAGUUGUACAUGGACUGUAAGAGUGAGAACGAUAAAUUCGAGGUGUUGUGUGAAUUGUACGGAUUGUUGACCAUCGGUUCGUCCAUUAUAUUUGUUGCUAAGAAGAGCACUGCAGACUUGCUUUACGGGAAGAUGAAGAGCGAGGGCCACACCGUCUCAGUAUUACACGGUGGAUUAGAUACCGGUGACAGAGAUAGAUUAAUAGACGAUUUCCGUGAAGGUAGAUCCAAGGUAUUGAUCACCACCAACGUUUUGGCUAGAGGUAUCGACAUUGCUUCCGUUUCGAUGGUUGUUAAUUACGACUUGCCUACAGACGCUCAAGGCAGACCAGACCCAUCUACUUACUUGCACAGAAUUGGAAGAACAGGUAGAUUUGGUAGAGUGGGUGUGUCUAUUUCAUUUGUUCACGACAAAAAGUCUUUCGAGACCUUGGUGGCCAUCAGAAAGUACUUUGGUGACAUUGAAAUGACCAGAUUACCUACCGAUGAUUGGGACGAAGUUGAAAAGGUUGUCAAAAAGGCAAUGAAGAAUUAG